This is a messenger RNA of Penicillium cataractarum, 2166 nucleotides long. RefSeq lists its product as uncharacterized. Gene Ontology annotation, molecular function: DNA binding; DNA-binding transcription factor activity, RNA polymerase II-specific; zinc ion binding. Gene Ontology annotation, biological process: regulation of DNA-templated transcription; DNA-templated transcription. Bases 1 to 2166 code for a protein of 721 amino acids. The record is from RefSeq and is a predicted model, not a curated record. Lineage: Eukaryota; Fungi; Ascomycota; Eurotiomycetes; Eurotiales; Aspergillaceae. The transcript has 5 exons.
AUGUCAUUCGAAGCCCCUCCAGGAUCAAUACCUCUCCCGCAAGAGGAUGGGGGUCACGCCGAACACGAGACCCCUGCCACGGGAAGUGCUUCUACACAAAUUAAGCCGAUUCGAUUGGCGCUUGCCUGUAACCAAUGCCGAAAACGCAAGGUCCGCUGUGAUGCGCAGCAACCUAGCUGCCGUAAUUGCAGUGUCAGAGGCGAUGUAUGCGAGACUUCGGAUCCUAGGAAACCGGGCAAUUUCCCCGCUGUUCGGAGGCGCGCUACUAGGUGCUGUCAUAAGGGUAGAGGGGAGGUUGGGAAGUGCUUAUCCCCAGCGCGUCGUUCUUUGAAUACCCUGACGCCGGCUGCGUGCAAGGAGGAAUUCGAGGAGCAGGAGCUCGGCUAUUCCUGGUUCAUCGGAGAGCCCAGCGACUUCAUCGUGGCGGCAUAUCAAGAUUGUGCAGAGGAUCAAGGGCAAGAUGUCGUCCAGGAACAUGAUGCGCCGGAACAAGAAACAGUCUUGACACCGGAUGAAACUGUUACCACGGAUGACGGUACAAAUAACAAGACAAAGUCAUGCCACCCCCUCUUCAAACAUGGCAUGCUACACACUGAAGAGUUUCCAAUGCCUCUAAUACCAAAACUACCUAUACUCCCGGAUCGUCAAACCCUAUCUAUCUACGUCGACGCCUUCUUCUCACGGCUGUGGUCAAUCUACCCCGUCAUCGACCGCGCCUCCUUCGAAGCAGAUAUAGAAACCGUCCUCGGUCUACAAUCAGCCGGACCUACAGCGUGGCAAGAUAAAGUCACACUAUCUCAUAUACCCGCUCUUGCUUCCGUUUACGCAGUGAUAUCCCUCAGUAUGAAUGAGAUAUCGGGAAAUUCGGAGCUCAGCUUUGAUUAUCUCACAGCCAGUCAUGGCCUACAUGGACAUUUGACAGCGAUACCAUACAUGGCCAGCGUGCAGGCCUUAUUCCUUUUAGCGCUCGCGCUGAGGGCUAUUGCCAAGGAUGGCCAGGCGUGGCAUAUCAUCGGCCAUGCGAUUCGUAUGGCACAGUCUAUCGGACUGUACAAAUCUGCAGCGAAACAUCCAUCCGAAGACGGAUUUACUCUGGGAUAUCAGCCCGAGAGCUUGCGAGAACGACUCUGGUGGUCAUUAUUUGGGUUAGAAAAGCUCAUGCAAUUAGAGUGUGGACGACCAUCUAUUAUCGAUAGAAGCUACGAUUGCCUCGCCGUCAAUUAUUCGGACAGUACAAGUUCUGAGCAGAUUAACGCGUACUUCCGGGCAUGGAUUGCGUUGAGUAGCAUCAUGGGCAAAAUAUCGAACCGUCUCUACUCGCACAAGUUCAUGGGUGGAUCUGCCGAGAUGCUCGGCACAGUCGCUAAAUUAGAUCAGGAGCUCCUGGAAUGGGAGAAUUCCAUACCAGACACUUUGAAGCCUCGAAAGGCAUUGACCGACCACACUGGUCAUGAUCGUCAAAUCCUGGCAACCUUUCUAUCCCAGCAAUACCACCACGCCCAACUAAGCAUCCUCCGCGUCGCAGUAAUCUUCCCCCACCGCAGCAUAAAACGCGAAAUCGAAAAAAACAUCGCAUCCCUCCCCCACCACACCCGCCUCCUCGACGGACCCCUAAUCUGCGCCCACGCAGCCCGAACCCUCAUCACCCAAUCCCUCCAACUAGCAGACCGCGACCUGACAUCCACCCUCCUAUCCGUCUCCCCAACAUACCUCGCAGCCGUAAUCCUGGCCCUGGGCGUCCUCCGCCAACCAAACAGCAGACUCGUCAGAUCAGAUAUCGAACUGUUAUCUUCGGCGACGGAGUAUGUGGAGAGUUGGUAUUUGGCGCGCGGGUUUAGUUCGGCGUUUACGCAGACGUGUGCGCAUUUGCGUGAGAGGGUGGUUUCUGUGUUUCACCGGGUUCCGGGAAGUGCUGGUCAGAUGGGGACUGCUACUGCUACUACUGCGGUUAGUUUGGCGGAUUCGGGGUGUGAGGUUGGUGAGGGGGGAUUGGCACAGUCUGGGAUACCGGGCUCGAGUGAUCAGCCAGUACUCUCUGGGGUUUCUGUGCCGGCUGUGGUUGAUCAGGGUGUGGAGUUGUUUGGGGAUUUUGAAUUUGAGGAUUUGUGGAAUAUGACCGGGUUGGAUUUUAUGGUUUAUGAUGAGAACCCGUUAUUUACACAGUAG